Adineta steineri is the source of this 471-nucleotide messenger RNA. NCBI's taxonomy places the organism in Eukaryota, Metazoa, Rotifera, Eurotatoria, Adinetida, Adinetidae. The record is from the annotation of a GenBank genome assembly.
AUGAUGGGAUCAAAUGUUUGGAUGAUAGAUAAGAUGGAAUAUUAUUUGACCAACGAUUUAGAAGCAACACGUGAAGAAAUCAAUUAUCUCAAACGUUUGUAUACUCUGAAAACAAACACUAGAUCAGAUCCAAGAAAACGUGCAAGUGCAUUUUUACCAUCUACUAUUAUCGAUGAUUUUCUCUAUCAUGGAGAUUUCGAUCAUGCACGAAAUAUGAAUUUAUUGAACGAAUUAGCUAUUAAGCAUAUUAUUAGUGUUUGCAAUAUUCAAUUAGAUAAAGAAAUUAUUGAUAAUUUCAAUGUUUUAUGGAUCAAUAUUGACGAUACACUUUCUGUAAUUAUUCGAAUACAUUUCGAUCAAACAAAUCAAUUUUUACUUAGUUGCAAGGUGAAAGGUGAGAAAGUAUUAGUUCAUUGUCAAAUGGGUAUAUCUCGGUCGUCUUCAAUUGUUCUCGCAUAUUUAAUCAAGUAA